Halteromyces radiatus is the source of this 1451-nucleotide messenger RNA. RefSeq lists its product as uncharacterized. Lineage: Eukaryota; Fungi; Mucoromycota; Mucoromycetes; Mucorales; Cunninghamellaceae. Gene Ontology annotation, molecular function: RNA polymerase II cis-regulatory region sequence-specific DNA binding; DNA-binding transcription factor activity, RNA polymerase II-specific. Gene Ontology annotation, biological process: negative regulation of transcription by RNA polymerase II; anatomical structure morphogenesis; cell differentiation. The record is from RefSeq and is a predicted model, not a curated record. The transcript has 4 exons. The coding region runs from base 47 to 1198 and encodes 383 amino acids.
GUUUUCUUUUUCUUUCUUCAUCCUUCUCAUAACUUAUCUACAUCAAAUGAAAUCUGUUAAUCAUGCUACUAUUACACAAAAGUUUACUUUACCACCUUUGAUCAAAGACGAUACUCAACAGUUUUCUCCAAUAUUAGCCAAACCAGCCAUUUUAGUGCCACGAGGAUCUAAUACCCCUUCUUUGACACAUCCUCCUGCCUUUUUGGAACCACAACCGCAAACUACAAUGGACCAACAACAUGAUGCUAUUCGACAUCCUAGACCUCAUCGACUAUCCUUAUCCUCUUUGUCUUCUUUAUCUUCAAUUUCUUCUUCUUCUUCCUCUUCUUCUUCUUAUUCUUCUUUUGAAGAAGACCAAACUGGUAAUGAUAGUGAUUCCUCAAUGUCACCUCAUCCUCAACAGCAACAACAACAACAGCAACGCCACUAUAGAAAUAUCCUUCCCUUACCAGUUAUGGGUACAAAUUCUGGUAUGAAUGAUACUUACGAAAAUACCUCAAAAUAUACGGAUCAUCGUCAACUGCCUUAUAUUAGCACUUUACCAACAGAAUCAUCCUCUUUACACGUGACAAAUGCAUUGGGCAGCAAUAAUAAUAGUUCUCAACAACAUAAUCAUCGUCAUCAUCGCCAGAAUUUUCACCUUGGAUCCCCAUCAUGCUCAUCUACUACUUGCAAUAUUGAUAACAAUAAACCUAUUGGAUUACGAGAUCUCGAUUCAACUGGAUCAUCUUCAGCAUCUUCACCAUCUAAUUCCUCUUUAUCACCUAUUGAAGUCAUGACUCCUUCCUCACCUGUACCUUCCUCUCUUUUGACAUUUUGGGCGUCUCCUACAUCCGUCAACAAUGAACAACAGCAUGAAUUUGUGACAAAGAAUGCGCAUAUUAAACGACCUCGAAAUGCAUGGAUUCAUUUUCGCUGUUAUUUUGGUCAAUCUUUGAAAGCCAAAGAUCCUACUAUUCGAGCUGAAGAAAUAUCAAAGCGUGCAUCGGAAUACUGGUCCCGGUUGACAAGCAAACAAAAGAAACCGUGGCAUAUCCUUGCGGAACAAGAAAAACUGGCCCAUCAAGAAGCUUUUCCCAAUUAUCGAUAUCGUCCAAAACGUGCUUUACCCAAAUCAGUGGUGCUGAAUUAUACAACUUCAUCAACAACAUCGACUGGUGUAUUGGAUCAGUGUAGUAAAAAGUUUAGGUUGGUUUAGUGAAGUGAUCGUCAUUUUGCUUUGUUUAUGAUUUUCAAUUACUUUUUUAGUUUAUUCCCCGUUUGAUCUAUACCCAACCCUUCCCCGUAUUCCACAAUGACAUUUUUUUUUGAUUGAUAUAGAAUGCUUUUUAUUUCCCUUCUUUUCCUCGUAUAUAGUUUACUAUUACCUUUUUUUUUUUUUUCUUCUCCAAAAGCAUAUUUUUUUUGAAUGAUUGUAGAGUCAAAAGCAAAUAAAGAAAAUUCAAUUAUAC